Molecule: messenger RNA, 1939 nt
Organism: Telopea speciosissima
Lineage: Eukaryota; Viridiplantae; Streptophyta; Magnoliopsida; Proteales; Proteaceae
Product: AAA-ATPase At5g57480-like
Exons: 1
Coding region: 374-1903 (509 amino acids)
Molecular function (GO): ATP hydrolysis activity; ATP binding
Source: RefSeq, a predicted model, not a curated record
CAUCUUCUUUUGUCUUCCAACUCAAUUCCCCUUUUCGUUUUUCUUCCGUUCAUCUUUGCUGUUUUCAGCCACUCAUAUUCUCUGUAGACAGCCAAUCUCGUCCUUCCUUUAAAGCACUUGUCACUUUUCCUUCUUUAAAAAAUUUUCUUUAUUCAUCAAAUACCACCACACUCUCUCUCUCUCACAAGUCUCAAUCUUCAUAGAAAGCCUUCAGAAAGGUGAAAACUAACAAACCCAUUUUUCCAGACCUCAAAAUCGAUCAGUUUCUCUCUUUAAAUCUUUUGACAGCUUCAUCCAUUCUCCCCAAAUUCCCCGACCCUUUUUUUAAUUCCUCUGCAACAAAUCCAUCUGGGAUAGAAUUAGAGAGAAAGAAAUGAAGGAGUUUUGGACAUCUCUGGCUUCUUUGAUGGGUCUCUUGGCCUUCUCCCAGGGAAUCCUACAUUCCCUGUUCCCGCCAGAGCUUCGUUUUACCCUUCUGAAGCUCUUCACUCGUACCUUCCAAUGGUUCUCCUCUUACUGCUACUUUGACAUCACAGAGAUCGAUGGUGUCAACACAAACGAGCUGUAUAAUGCAGUUCAACUCUACCUCAGCAGCUCUGCGUCAAUCACAGGCAACCGUUUGAGCCUCACUCGAGCCAGGAAUUCAAGUGCCUUCACAUUUGGGCUAUCAAACAACGAUUGCUUGGUCGAUACAUUCAAUGGCGUCACAGCAACUUGGGAGCAUGUGGUCACACAGAGACAAUCUCAGAGCUACGCUUGGAGACCUCUUCCUGAUGAGAAGAGAGGGUUCACUCUUCGAAUCAAUAAGAAAGAUAAGAUCUUGAUCCUUGAUUCUUAUCUUGAUUACAUCAUGGAGAAGGCCAAUGAGAUCAGAAGAAAAAAUCAAGAUCGACUUCUCUACACAAAUUCUCGAGGUGGAGCUCUUGAUUCUAGGGGUCAUCCAUGGGAAGCUGUGCCAUUCAAGCACCCAAGUACUUUUGAUACAUUGGCCAUGGACCCUGCAAAAAAAGCUGAAAUAAUGGCUGAUCUUCGAGAUUUUGCAGAUGGGCAAUCGUUUUAUCAGAACACAGGGAGAGCGUGGAAGAGAGGUUACCUUCUAUAUGGCCCUCCUGGUACAGGGAAAUCAAGUAUGAUUGCAGCCAUGGCUAACUACCUGGGUUAUGAUAUUUAUGAUCUUGAACUCACCGAAGUUCAUAACAAUUCAGAGCUUCGGAAGUUACUGAUGAAGACGACAUCUAAAUCGAUUAUUGUGAUCGAAGACAUAGAUUGCUCGAUCAAUUUUACGAAUCGAACUAAACCUGCAUCUGUAAGGAGAGCUGCCUACCAAGACCCUCUGGCACCAGACCUGCGAGCUGGGUCUGUUGAAGAUGGUGGAAAUUCGAUUACGCUUUCUGGUUUACUUAAUUUCACAGAUGGGUUGUGGUCGUGUUGUGGUAGUGAAAGGAUUUUUGUGUUCACGACGAAUCACAUCGAGAAGCUUGACCCUGCAUUGCUGCGUAGUGGGCGUAUGGAUAUGCAUAUCUAUAUGAGCUUCUGUUCUUUCCCUGCAUUGAAGAUUCUGUUGAAAAAUUACUUGGGAUUGGAUGAAGGAGAUGUGGAAGAUGGGAUUUUGAUGAAUUUAGAGGAGGUAAUUGAUGAAGCCCAUAUGACUCCAGCUGACAUAAGUGAGGUCUUGAUCAAGAACAGGCGCGAUAAGAAGAAAGCUCUGUUUGAAUUAUUGGAGGAAUUGAAGAACAGGUCUGAAAGGAGACAUGCAGUAGGAGCGGCUAGGGAGAAGAAUUCGACGGAAAUGGAAGAAGAAGAGCAGGAGAAGAGGGCCUUGGAAUGUCCAAUAGAGGAUUGUGAGAUGCCAGUGAAAUACAGCAAGGAAGAAGAUAAGGAUCAGAAGGAGAAGCUUAACUGAUUCAAUUGAAUUCUUUUCUGUGGGGAGAGUUAGGAU